Messenger RNA from Benincasa hispida (wax gourd), 4137 nucleotides. Its product is annotated as kinesin-like protein KIN-14A. Gene Ontology annotation, cellular component: microtubule cytoskeleton. The record is from RefSeq and is a predicted model, not a curated record. Gene Ontology annotation, biological process: microtubule-based movement. Lineage: Eukaryota; Viridiplantae; Streptophyta; Magnoliopsida; Cucurbitales; Cucurbitaceae. Gene Ontology annotation, molecular function: ATP binding; microtubule motor activity; microtubule binding.
AUGGGGGAGCAGAGGAACCGAUGGAACUGGGAGGUGAGCGGGUUUGAGCCAAGGAAGCCGUCUUCUUCGUCUUUUGAGCAGGAUGAUCAGCUCAAGCCAGGCGCUCCUUUGAUUCGGAGGUAUUCAAUUUCCUCGUCUUCAGCUUCUCCACGUUUGGAGCUCUCGAAACACUCACUCGUCACCAAGGUUCAGAGAUUAAACGACAAAGUUAAGCUAGCUAAAGAAGAUUACCUGGAGUUGAAACAAGAAGCAAAUGAACUGCAGGAAUAUUCGAAUGCAAAACUUGAUCGAGUUACUCGGUAUCUCGGUGUUCUUGCAGAGAAGACCCGUAAGCUAGAUAGAGUGGCCAUUGAAACUCAGGCUAGAAUUGGUCCAUUACUUGAUGAAAAAAGAAGGCUGUUUAAUGACUUGUUGACAGCCAAAGGGAACAUAAAAGUUUUUUGCCGAACUAGACCACCAUUUGAGGAGGAAGGUCCGUCUGUUGUUGAAUUUCCUGAUGAAAGCACAGUCCGCAUCAUCACUGGUGAUGAUACCAUCUCUAACCCCAAAAAGGAUUUUGAGUUUGACAGGGUUUAUGGACCUCAUGUUGGACAAGCCGAAUUGUUCAGUGAUGUUCAGCCUUAUGUGCAGUCUGCGUUGGAUGGACAUAAUAUUUCUAUACUUGCCUAUGGACAAACAUUCUCAGGAAAGACGCACACCAUGGAAGGAUCCAGCCAUGACCGUGGUUUAUAUGCUCGCUGUUUUGAGGAGUUAUUUGAUUUAGCCAAUUCUGAUUCAACCUCUACUUCUCGAUUUAAAUUUUUUGUUACUGUCUGCGAGCUUUAUAAUGAACAGAUCAGGGAUUUGCUCGCUGAAUCAGUUAUUGCUUCAAAUCUCCAAGUUGAUUCACCAGAGUUGUUUGCAGGACUUGUGCAAGAAAAAGUAGACAACCCAUUGGACUUCUCUAGAAUUUUGAAAGCAGCAUUUAAUGCACGGGGAAACGAUUUAUUGAAGUUGAAUGUUACUCAUUUGAUCACCACGAUACAUGUAUAUUACACCAAUCUGAUCACCAGUGAAAAUACGUAUAGCAAGCUUUCUCUUGUAGACUUAGCUGGCAGUGAGGGUUCAAUUACAGAAGAUGAUAGUGGAGAGAGGGUCACAGAUUUGCUGCAUGUCAUGAAAUCACUUUCAGCGUUGGGAGAUGUUUUGUCAUCUUUGACUUCUAAGAAGGAAGUUGUUCCAUAUGAGAAUUCAGUGCUCACAAAAAUACUAGCAGACUCAAUAGGUGGGAAUUCAAAAACUUUGAUGAUUGUCCACCUCUGCCCGAAUGCUUCAAAUCUAUCAGAGACACUAUCAUCAUUAAACUUCUCUGCAAGAGCACGAAAUGCUGUAUUAAGUCUUGGAAAUCGAGAUACAAUUAAAAAAUGGAGAGAUAUUGCAAAUGAUGCACGUAAGGAAUUAUUUGAUAAGGAAAAAGAAAUUCAGGAUGUGAAACAAGAGGUUUUGGGACUGAAAAAUGCACUGAAAGAUGCUAAUGACCAGUGUGUUUUACUCUUCAAUGAAGUACAGAAGGCGUGGAAAGUUUCUUCUACCCUGCAAUCAGAUUUAAAGAUGGAAAACAUUUCACUUGCAGAAAAACUUAAGACAGAGAAGGAACAAAAUGCUCAGCUUAAAAAUCAAGUAGCUCAACUCUUGCAUUUGGAGCAAGAGCAGAAACUGCAGAUACAACAGAGAGAUUCAACCAUUCAGAAUUUGCAGUCAAAGAUUAAAAGCAUAGAGUCACAAGUGAACGAAGUUAGAUCGUCCUUGAGCACAGAACCAUCCAAGGCCACUGGAGAUAGCAUGGAUUCUUCUGCAGUAAGCAAGAAGCUUGAAGAGGAGCUCAAAAAACGUGAUGCUCUUAUAGAGAGAUUACAUGAAGAAAAUGAAAAAUUGUUUGACAGGUUGACAGAGAAAGCAUCUUUGGUUGGAUCUCCGCAGUUGCCAAGUACAUUACCCCAAGGCUCUGGGAAUGUUCAACCUCAGGAUCCUGGCAGAAAUGAUAUCAAUGACAAGAGUAAAGGGAGCUCGAUGGCCAUUGUUCCUUCUCCAUCAGCUGUAGAUAAAGCUGAGGGAAAUCUUGCCUUAGUUAAAGCUGGUUCUGAUAAGGUUAAAACUACCCCAGCAGGAGAGUAUCUUACAUCUGCUCUGAAUGAUUUUGAUCCUGAACAGUAUGACAGCCCUGCUGCUAUUUCAGAUGGUGCAAACAAGCUUUUAAUGCUGGUCUUAGCCGCAGUUAUUAAAGCAGGUGCUUCUAGAGAGCAUGAAAUACUGGCUGAAAUAAGAGAUGCUGUUUUCUCUUUCAUCCGUAAGAUGGAACCAAGAAGGGUGAUGGACACGAUGCUUGUUUCACGAGUUAGAAUAUUGUACAUAAGAUCUUUGCUUGCCAGGUCACCGGAGCUGCAAUCCAUCAAGGUCUCUCCUGUUGAGUGUUUUCUUGAAAAGGCAAGCACUGGGCGCAGUAGAAGCUCCAGCAGGGGUAACAGUCCAGGUAGAUCUCCUGUUCGUUAUAUGGAUGAGCAGAUCCAAGGCUUUAAAGUGAUUCUUCGGCCAGAAAAGAAGUCCAGAUUUUCAUCAGUUGUAUCGAAAAUUCGGGGUCUUGAUCAGGAUUCUCCGAGGCUGCAAGUGACAGCUGGAAAGCUGAGAGAAAUUAACGAGGAUGCAAAAAGCUUUGCUGUUGGAAAUAAGGCUUUGGCUGCUUUAUUUGUACAUACUCCAGCUGGCGAGCUGCAGCGUCAGAUUAGGUCAUGGCUAGUAGAGAACUUUGAAUAUUUGUCUGUUACUGGAGACGAUGCAGCUGGGGGAACAACUGGUCAGCUGGAACUUCUGUCAACAGCAAUCAUGGAUGGCUGGAUGGGUGGACUUGGUGCUGCAAUGCCUCCUUCUACGGAUGCUCUUGGUCAGCUUCUCUCCGAGUAUACAAAACGGGUCUAUUCUUCCCAAUUGCAGCACUUGAAGGACAUUGCUGGUACAUUGGCUAUGGAAGAGGCAGAAGAUGCAGCUCAAGUUACAAAGUUGCGAUCAGCUCUUGAGUCAGUCGAUCAUAAGAGAAGAAAGAUUUUACAACAAAUGAAAAAUGAUAUAGCUUUACUUAUGCUGGAAGAUGGUGGUUCACCUAUCCAAAAUCCCUCUACUGCGGUUGAAGAUGCAAGACUUGCCUCUCUCAUCUCCCUUGAUGGCAUUUUGAAGCAAGUAAAGGAUAUUAUAAGACAGGCCUCUGUAAAUGCCUUGAGUAGAAGUAAGAAAAAACUGCUGCUUGCGUCUCUCGAUGAGUUUAUGGAACAAAUGCCUUCUCUUCUCGAGAUUGAUCAUCCCUGUGCCAGAAGGCAAAUUACAGAAGCUCGUCAGGUAGUCGAGUUAACUCCAGAAGAAGAUGACAUCUAUCAAGCAACAUCACACAAUCGCAGACUGUCUGUGGACUCGAGUUCUGGUGCAGAAACUGAUGUAUCUCAGUGGAAUGUCCUGCAGUUCAAUACAGGCUCAACAACACCUUUUAUCAUCAAGUGUGGGGCAAACUCAAAUUCAGAAUUGGUCAUCAAGGCCGAUGCCCGGGUUCAGGAACCGAAAGGUGGUGAAAUUGUGAGAGUUGUUCCCAGACCAUCUGUUUUAGAAAACAUGAGCUUGGAGGAUCUCAAACAAAUAUUUUCUCAGCUUCCAGAGGCUCUCAGCUUGCUUGCAUUGGCAAGAACAGCAGAUGGAACCCGAGCACGGUAUUCUAGACUAUACCGAACUUUGGCCAUGAAAGUCCCAUCGUUAAGGGAUCUUGUUGGGGAGCUUGAAAAAGGAGGAGUAUUGAAAGAUGUAAGAUCAUGAAUACGAAGUUUGUGGAUGCCCAUUCUUUUGGUAGCCAUAUUACUUUGACAUGCUGCUGCCUGGCUUGUGUGUUAACAUAAUUUUUGAGGAAACUCCUGAGGUUGUCCACGAUAUUUAGCAUUGUUGUAUUGUAAUUUAUGUGGUCUUUGUUGCUCUUAGCAAAAUCUGUAUUUGUAGACAUCUACCCCCACACUUCACUUGUCGAAUUGACUGUAAUUGUUGUUAAAAUUAAUGCCUCUCUCCCUAGAAAUAUUCUCAAAAUGUCGAUACAAGAGAAAAUUUUGAAUGUCUUUUUAGAUCUUUUAA